Morone saxatilis (striped sea-bass) is the source of this 792-nucleotide messenger RNA. Its product is annotated as succinate--CoA ligase [ADP-forming] subunit beta, mitochondrial-like. Gene Ontology annotation, molecular function: succinate-CoA ligase (ADP-forming) activity; ATP binding. Gene Ontology annotation, cellular component: mitochondrion; succinate-CoA ligase complex. Lineage: Eukaryota; Metazoa; Chordata; Actinopteri; Moronidae. Bases 1 to 777 code for a protein of 258 amino acids. The record is from RefSeq and is a predicted model, not a curated record. Gene Ontology annotation, biological process: tricarboxylic acid cycle; succinyl-CoA metabolic process. The transcript has 5 exons.
AUGGAUGGCACUGUGUUCCAGUUUAAACUGAUUCUUCUUCUAUCAGUAACUCCUGUCCUCUGGUUGCUCCUCCCGUCCCUCCAGGUUCUCGGUGGUUCCUCCGGUCUGUUCGGAGGCCAUGCGUCCCAGCUGCAGCCCUCCCACCUGCAGCAGCAGCAGAGGAACCUCUCCCUCCACGAGUACAUGAGCAUCGGGCUGCUGAAGGAGGCCGGUAUCUCCGUGCCGGCUGGGAUGGUGGCCAGCUCCUCGGAGGAGGCCUACGAUGUGGCCAAACAGAUCGAGUCCAAGGACCUGGUGGUGAAAGCUCAGGUUCUGGCUGGCGGCAGAGGGAAGGGGACGUUCGAGGGAGGACUGAAGGGAGGAGUGAAGAUCGUCUACUCACCAGAGGAGGCCCGUGACAUUUCGUCCCAGAUGAUUGGUCGAAAGCUGUACACCAAGCAGACCGGGGAGGCGGGUCGUAUCUGCAACCAGGUGUUCAUCUGUGAGCGCAGGUACCCGCGCAGAGAGUACUACUUCGCCAUCACCAUGGAGAGGUCCUUCCAGGGCCCCGUGCUGAUUGGCAGCUCGCAGGGGGGCGUGAACAUCGAAGACGUCGCGGCAGAAAAUCCAGACGCCAUUGUGAAGGAGCCCAUCGACAUCGUGGAGGGCAUUAAGAUGGAGCAGGCUGUCAAGGUAGGAUCAAUAGUAGACGGAGCGAGCGUCAGUUCCUGCUGGGUGGUUAGCAGAUCGAAGACGAGGAAGAGGAGAGAGUGUUUCAUCUCUCAGGAGGAAAACUAGUUCUAACAAGAUCCA